Molecule: messenger RNA, 303 nt
Organism: Plasmopara halstedii
Lineage: Eukaryota; Oomycota; Peronosporomycetes; Peronosporales; Peronosporaceae
Exons: 2
Coding region: 1-303 (100 amino acids)
Source: RefSeq, a predicted model, not a curated record
AUGUCAGCAGCAUAUCGACGAACGGAUCCGCCGCGAAUGUUUGUCACCGCCAAAGUUCUCAAGUGGCGUUUAGCACUGGACCCCAAACAAAUCGUGAAUCCGGAUACAAAUCUUCGUCUCUACUGGCAUUAUCGGGACGCUGAAUGGAUUGACUCUCCAAUCGCUCGCAACACCAGACCCAAGAGCAAUCGCGAUAUUACCCAUCAUCUCCACCGUUCGCAGGCUGUCAUCGCCGUCGUACCUGCGUCAACGGAAUGCACGGACAUUGACUUCACUGUUGCAUCUGCAUACCGCGGAGGUUGA